Messenger RNA from Silurus meridionalis, 2637 nucleotides. It is a transcript of the gene plk2b, whose product is annotated as polo-like kinase 2b (Drosophila). The transcript has 13 exons. NCBI's taxonomy places the organism in Eukaryota, Metazoa, Chordata, Actinopteri, Siluriformes, Siluridae. Gene Ontology annotation, cellular component: nucleus; spindle pole; cytoplasm. Gene Ontology annotation, biological process: regulation of cytokinesis; protein phosphorylation; mitotic cell cycle. Gene Ontology annotation, molecular function: ATP binding; protein serine/threonine kinase activity; protein binding. The coding region runs from base 48 to 2117 and encodes 689 amino acids. The record is from RefSeq and is a predicted model, not a curated record.
GCGAUGACGGAGCGCGAGACAGAGACACACGAGAUCGUGGUCUGAACAUGGAGAGCCCGAAGAGCGUUUCGAACCAACAGCCGACUAAUAACGACCGGAUUUGCGAGCAGAAUAAACCGGGUGAGCAGCAGCAGCAGCGGCGGAGGAAAGACGAGCAAAGUGCGAACACCGCGGAGUUUUCACGCAUCAUCACGGAUCCGGUCACGGGGAAAUGUUACUGCCGUGGGAAAGUUCUCGGAAAGGGAGGGUUUGCGAAGUGCUACGAGAUGACCGAUCUGUCCGCCGGGAAAGUCUACGCGGCCAAGAUCAUUCCGCACGCGCGCGUCGCCAAACCGCACCAGCGGGAGAAGAUUAACAGGGAGAUCGAGUUGCACAGAGCACUGAUCCACAAGCACAUCGUUCAUUUCUAUCACCAUUUUGAGGACAAAGAUAACAUUUAUAUCUUGCUGGAGUACUGCAGCAGAAGAUCACUGGCACACAUCCUGAAGUCACGCAAAGUGCUAACGGAGCCUGAGGUGAGGUACUACCUCAAGCAGACGGUGUCUGCUCUGAAAUACCUGCAUGAUCAAGAGAUCCUACACAGAGACCUCAAACUAGGGAACUUGUUUGUGAGUGACUCGAUGGAACUGAAGGUUGGAGAUUUCGGGCUUGCUGCCAAACUUGAGCCAGUGAGCAACAGGCGCAAGACGAUCUGCGGCACCCCGAAUUACCUUUCUCCAGAAGUGCUGAAUAAACAGGGCCAUGGCUGGGAGUCGGAUGUCUGGGCCCUGGGCUGUGUUAUGUACACUCUGCUCCAGGGCAAACCUCCAUUUGAAACCAACAACUUAAAGGAGACGUAUCGCUGUAUUAAAGAGGCUCGCUACUCUUUACCUUCCUCCCUGUCCCUCCCAGCCAGGCAGCUUAUUAGCAGCAUGCUCUCCCGUGACCCAGCCGAUCGCCCGCGGCUUGAAGAGAUCGCACAGCAUGAUUUUCUCUCUCAGGUCAGUUUUUGUUUAGUGGACUUUGUAUUUAAAACGCCAAGGGUUUUUAGCACUGAAAUCUUAACUGGUGAUUCCACACAGGGUUUCAUGCCAGAGACACUGCCCUCCAGCUGCUGCCUUUCUGCUCCGGACUUCCACAUCUCCAGCCCUGCCAAAAGCUUUUUCAGGAAGGCAGCUGCUGCCCUGUUUGGGGGAAAAAGAGACAAAGCCAAGUACUAUGAGAAUCUCAAUAAGACAGCCAAAGAAGAAGAUGACAUUUACAAACUCUGCGAUGACCUCAAGACCACCUCUAUCAGUAAACAGCCUGCCACACCAUCUGCAGAGGAAAAAGGAACGCCGUCACUACCGGCCAGAAAGCCUGUUUCCCAGGCAACAGUCACACAGCCUGAAGCCCGAGACACCAUCCUCAUGAUCGUCAGAGGCAGCCUCGGGAGCUACAGCAGCAGCAGUGAAUGUCUGGAGGACAGUACAACAGGUUCGGUGGCAGAAGCCAUCGCCAGUGUUUUACGAGGCUGCCUUGAACACAUGCCCACAGCUGAGAAAUUACCUAAGGCUAGUGGAUGCAGCAGUAUGCAGUGGGUGACGAAGUGGGUUGACUAUUCCAACAAAUAUGGCUUUGGUUAUCAGCUGGCCGACAACACUGUGGGCGUCCUCUUCAACAGUGGAACACACAUGAGUCUCCUAGCUGACAAAACAACUGUACUGCAGCAUGCUGUGAUGGGUCAGUGUGCUGUGAUGUACACAACAGAUGUUCCUGAGAACUGUGUGGGCCAGGUCACUAUUCUCAAGUACUUCGCUCACUAUAUGGAGGAAAAUCUGAUGGAUGGAGGUGAUAUGGUGAUUGACACAGACGCUGAAAAGCCCAGACUCUAUCUGCUGCAAUGGCUAAAGUCCGACCGGGCUCUGAUGAUGCUCUUUAAUGACGGCACUUUCCAGGUAAACUUCUACCAUGACCACACCAAACUCAUCCUGUGCACCCAGCAGGACGACUACCUCCUGACGUACAUCAACGAGGAGCGAACAUCCGCCACUUUCAAGCUGAGUGCACUCCUGAGGGCCGGCUGCACGUCAGAGCUGCGCAGCCGUAUGGAAUAUGCACUCAACAUGCUCCAGCAGAGAUGCAAAAGAGAGCCGUGAAACUGCAUGUCCUGUUCUGUGUGCGUGCGUGUGUGUGUGUGUGUGUGUGUGUGUGUGUGUGUGUGUGCACGAGAAAAAUCUGUGAACAGAACGUUGGCUAAAGCAUGAAAGCAAACUGGAACUGUUAAUUAGUGUGUAAGUGGUAAUUAAUGCUAAAAGACUGUUAGAGAAAGUGUAAUUGGGGAGAAGGUGCUGUGAAUUAAAGAUAGUGGAGUUUACGGGGUGGAAGGAGAAAUGAAUGUAGCAUUAUAUAUUUUGUAUGAGCUAAGUGAAGAGAGACUGGGCUGGAACCAGGACUAGAGGAAGAUAGCCAUGUUUGAAGAAACUCAGAGAUGAAACUGGAUUUAAAGCAAAAAAGAAAAAGUCUGUUGAGAUUUGUGUUUUUCGCAUGUCAGUGUGCGUGUGUGAGACCACUUUAUUUGUUAGAUAUUAGCGUAUAUUUAUUAUGUAUAUAUUUAUUUAUUUAUUUUUUAUUUAUUAAUAAAACUCAAUCUAAAUAAAGUUCAGUUUUUUCACUGUG